Messenger RNA from Temnothorax curvispinosus, 577 nucleotides. It is a transcript of the gene mRpL52, whose product is annotated as 39S ribosomal protein L52, mitochondrial. Gene Ontology annotation, cellular component: mitochondrial large ribosomal subunit. Bases 124 to 534 code for a protein of 136 amino acids. Lineage: Eukaryota; Metazoa; Arthropoda; Insecta; Hymenoptera; Formicidae. Gene Ontology annotation, biological process: mitochondrial translation. The transcript has 4 exons. The record is from RefSeq and is a predicted model, not a curated record. Gene Ontology annotation, molecular function: structural constituent of ribosome.
GAGAGAGAGAGAGAGACAGUGGCGGCGAGACUUGCUGUGUGUAACCUAACCUAAAUAUAGAUUUUGUAAGAAGAAAUUAAAUAAAUGUUAUUAUCGAAUUAAUAUACAAUAUUGUCGUCAAAUAUGAUAUCGACUGCUAGAGCUGUACUUCGUGUUGAACAACAUAUAAAUUAUAAUAUUGUGGUUAAUGGGUUUCAUCAGUCUUGUGUACAAUAUUUGAACCAGAGGUGGAGACAAAAACGUGGGUUAACGGCUAAUCCAAAUACUUUUGGUCUGUUGACAAAUUUGCCAGAUUAUAAAUUUAAAGAUGGGAGACCUACGCCUCUUGGAAUAAGACAAAAAGCACGCUUAGAUAAACAACGUGGUUAUGCGGCAAGAAUUAUCAAAUUAGUUGGAGAGGUAGAUUAUGCUGUUGAAAGACAUGCUAGAUUGCAAAAAGAGAAAGAACAAAAAACACAACAAAUUCUGGACAACAAGUUGAAACCCAAAGGAGAUUUACUACUUCAAAAACAGGCAGAUACCAUAGAAAAGUAAUUUUUAUGAUUAUGAAGAAAGUAAUAUACUUGCUUAAAUAUUA